UGAAGCAGUUUGGUUAGAAGGGGGCAGAUAAACUUGUCACUCUAGUGGCUUUAACCCUCACCCUGAGGCACCUUAGCCACCAGCCAUUGCCUGCCAGCCUCUAAAGCUUGUCUCUGCCUCAUAUGCAGUCCAAAGAAGCCACUGGGAAAGAAAGCAUGGUCACCAAGAAAAAGAAUCUGGCUUUCUUGAGGCCCAGACUCUAUAUGCUGGAGAGACGGAAGACUGACACUGUGGUUGAGAGCAGUGUUUCUGGGGACCACUCUGGCACCUUGAGGAGGAGCCAGUCUGACAGGACCGAAUACAACCAGAAAUUACAAGAAAAGAUGACUCCACAGGGUGAGUGUUCCUUAGCUGAGACCUCAACCCCAGAGGAAGAGCAUCAAAUGAGGAGGAUGAUGGCAAAGCGGGAAAAGAUCAUCAAAGAGCUGAUACAGACGGAAAAGGAUUAUCUCAAUGAUCUGGAGCUGUGUGUCAGGGAAGUGGUUCAGCCUCUGAGAAAUAAAAAGAUUGAUAGGCUGGAUGUGGAUGGCUUGUUUAGCAACAUUGAGUCCGUGCAUCAGAUAUCAGCCAAGCUGCUGUCAUUGUUGGAAGAGGCCACAACAGACGUGGAACCGGCCAUGCAAGUAAUUGGAGAAGUAUUCCUGCAGAUUAAAGGGCCACUGGAAGAUAUUUAUAAAAUUUACUGCUAUCACCAUGAUGAAGCACAUAGUGUACUGGAGUCCUAUGAAAAGGAAGAAGAGCUGAAGCAACAUUUGAGCCACUGUAUCCAGUCCUUAAAGAAAAUAUACAUGCAAGAAGGCAAACCAAACUUACUGGACAUGGGCUCUUUGAUGAUCAAACCAAUUCAACGUGUGAUGAAAUAUCCUUUAUUACUGUGCGAACUUCGGAAUUCCACCCCUCCCUCUCACCCAGAUUACAGAGCACUGGAUGAUGCCUUUGCUGCUGUGAAGGACAUUAAUGUUAACAUCAAUGAACUUAAGAGAAGGAAAGAUUUAGUUCUAAAAUACAAGAAGAAUGAUGAGGAUGAAUCACUUAAAGACAAAUUGUCUAAACUAAAUAUUCAUUCAAUUAGCAAGAAAUCAAAAAGAGUGACAAAUCAUCUGAAGAUUCUGACCAGAGGAGAAUCGCAGGUUAAAGACAAUACCUUUAACAGAGAAGAAAAGCUAUUUAGAUCUUUAGAAAAGACUGUGAGGCAUUGUGUGAAGAACAUUUCACUCUGUCUUCAACACAUACAGGAUGCCAUGCCCUUGGCUCUGCAGAGUGUAAUGGACCUUCAGGAGAUUUCACACAACAAAGAUGAUGAAAUGGGCUAUUCUGGGACCCUAAGUAAUGCCUUAAAUCCAUGUCAUGACUUUGCAUCUCACUUACAGAGACUCACCCUGACCCCUUUGUCAGCCCUGCUGUCCUUAUUCCCAGGGCCACACAAGCUCAUCCAGAAACGCUAUGACAAACUGCUGGACUACAACAGCUACCUGCAGCGAUCAGCAGGAGAUGAGUCAGACUUAGCCAAAAAGGAGUAUGAGGCCCUCAAUGCCCAGCUUGUGGAAGAGCUCCAGGCAUUCAACCAGGCUGCUCGGAGGAUUCUGUCGAACUGUUUGUGCAGCUUCAUCACCCUCCUUAGGGACCUGAUGCUCUCGGCACAGCAGGCUUACUCCACACUUGUGCCGGUGCCACUGUUGAUUUCAAGCAUUUCUGAGAUUCAGAAUCGAGUACUAGAAGAGGUUCAAAAUUUGAAUUGUGUAAAAGACAACAGUGCCACCUUUAUUGAGAGGAAACUCAGUUUUGAAAAGAAGAAGCCUGUGCAGAUUCUGCCAGAAAUGCCACGUCAAACUGACGUUCAUCGCUCCAAACUUCUAUCCACAUACAGUGCAGAAGAACUCUAUCAAGCUAAGCGCAAGUGCAAUGCUACACAAGAAUAUGACAUCAAUCUUCUGGAAGGAGAGUUGGUGGCUGUGAUAGAACAGAGAGAUCCACUGGGGAGUACAAGCAGGUGGCUUGUGGACACAGGAAAUGUGAAAGGAUAUGUUUAUUCCUCCUUCCUAAAACCCUACAAUCCAGCAAAAAUGCAUAGAAUGGAUGCCGAGAACAGGUUCUGUGAUGAUGAUUUUGAAAACAUCAGUCUCUUUGUGUCUUCACGGCCAGCUAGUGACAGUGCCACAGGCACCCCAGAAAGCAGCAUUAGUGAUAGCAGCUCAUCUCUUAGUGGCACAUGUGGAAAGUUUGAAAUAAAUGGUACUGAUGUUGACAGUUUUCAAGAAGUAGAUGAACAGAUUUUCUAUGCAGUUCAUGCUUUUCAAGCACGGAGUGACCAGGAACUCAGCCUUCAGGAAUACCAGAGAGUUCAUAUACUUAGGUUUUGUGACCUAAGUGGCAAUAAAGAGUGGUGGUUAGCUGAAGCUCAGGGGCAGAAAGGAUACGUGCCAGCUAACUACCUUGGAAAGAUGACUUAUGCUUAAGAAAAUAAGCCUCUGAUUUUUAUUUUCUGGCAAGCUGUUAACUGACUACCUCAUAAAACUGAUAUUACAAAACUUUGGACCAGAAAGCAAGAAACCUCCAAACUACAGAAGCUGAUACUGUACUGGGUUUUCAGGAAUUCUGUAUUUCUUAUUGCAUGAAUGUAUUAUAAAGAACACAUGUUGAAAGAAAUACUAAGCCAGCAGAAAUAGCAAAGCAAAUGGCCCAAACUUGGACUAUCAACUACUUCAAAGUGAAGAUCUUUUGAAAGGGUAAUUAUAUUCUUUUAUCCUCAAGAAAGGUUGGAUCCAAAGAUUUUUCAAUUUCCUUUUUUUAAAACUAUAUGAUGUAUUUUGCCUCAAAUGUUUUUUUCAUAUUGCUCUUGCAAAUGCACGUUUAUAUACAUACAUACAUACAAACCAUAUAUAUUACAUAGUCUAUACACAUGUGGAUAAUAUGAAUUAUGUACCUAUAUAUAAACCAGAGUAUACACUAAAUAUACAAAAUAGGAAUAUGUUGCCAAUAGAAGUCUUUGAUAAUGUUUUGUUAAUGUUUUAUGUUUUGAACCAAAAGAAAACUGAAUAGCUUGAUAUUAACAUGUAAUAUUACUGAAUGCAUACUAUAUGCCAGAUAUUGUUCUAAGUGCUUUAUAUGUAGUAACUUGUUUUAAUAUUGAAAACAUUAUGAAGAAACCAUGGUCCAAAAAGGUGAAGUAUGCUGUAUCAUAUUGCUAGUAAUACCCAUAUCAUAUUGCUAGUAAGUGGUGGGCUUGGACUUAAACCGAGGUGUGUAAACCAAAAAUAAAAUUCUGAGGCCCCCCAACCAUCUGAAUAGACUUCCUCCUCAGCCAGAACUCUUUUCUUUUUUUUUAAGAGACAAUAAAGAGUUUUUUUUAUUCAAAGGUAUAACUGGAUAAGUAGAUUUGUUUACAACCAUUCUUGUGAAAUACCUUUUAAGAGAAUAUGACCAACUUCUCUGCAAAUAGCAGACACAUACCUCAACUAUGAUAACCUAAUUUUUGGUGGAUAAUGUACAUGAUAGGCAGAAAUAGGCAACCUCACACUGGUAGAUUACUAUCAAAUACUUAGUCAAAACUCUGUUUGUGGCCCCCACUUCUUGAUUGAUUUCUAUGCCCACUUCAUAUUCUACCAUCUUGUCAACUUCCUGAGUGACUCUUUUGUUGCCUCUACCUGACCGGCCACCAGAUCGACCACCUGACCACCUGACUGGCCCAAGUGGCCACUUGACCAGCCACUCCUCUGUCUGGAAUUGGAUGUUUCCAUCAUAAUAUUCUUCAAUUUCAAAUAAUUUGGCUGGCACUGCGAGUAUCGAGUUGGAAUCAUGCCACUCUGCCUGUAACCUUUCUGACUCAGUUGUAGCAACAUCAAAGCAAACACCUGUAUAUCCUUUCAGAAGGCACAUUCUGGUAAUCAGAGACACUGCAUUACUACUCAGCUUUCUGUUAAGUUCUUUCUAAGCACAGCUGACAUUCUGUAUUUCCUCUAGGCUUUCCAGAGUCAUAGUCACAAACUCCUUAUCAGAGGUGAUCAAAGAUUGUGGUUCAAAGCUUGAUGCACCAGAAAUGUGGGCUAAAGCUGCAGCCAAUGCCUCCACUGCCCCUUUCUCUUCUAUAAGCAUCUGAGCUGAUGGUCAGAAAAAUCGACAGCAGCAUAAGAAACAGAAGCCAGAAACCUGAUGGCAUCCCAGCUUUUAGAUUUAACUAAAGUCGCUGUAGAAGAAACACCUACAUGUUUAAAAGUAAUUCCUACUUUUUGUUCCACGUAUCUUAGUUGACCUCUUUCUCUGUUGAUAAAAACACAUACAAAUCUCUGUCCAUCCAGCUCUACCUGUGCAUCCAGAGCAACGGAUAUAGCACUCAACAUCCUGAGGAGGAGAACUUUGAAUCACUAAGUCAACUUCAGGAAUGUCCAAACCAUGAGCAGCUACAUUGGUUGCCACCAAAACUUUAAAAUUAUCUUCUCUGAAGCCUUUUAGUGUAAUUUCUCUUUGUGACUGUGCAGCUUCCCCAUGUAAACACUGGACAUCCUGUUUUGCAUGUGGAUUAAUGGACAUUUCUGUUACAUUCUUCUUGAUCUCACAGCAAAUAACAGUCCUUCCUUCAGAUCCACUGUAGACUUGAAGGACAUCUCAUUAUCAUCUAUGUUUUAUAAAGGAAGAAACUGAGGCCGUCACAUGGAAGAAUUGGGAUUUAAAACCAGGUCUUUUGAUUUUAAGGCUUUUUCUUUUAGUGUUUUCCCAUUUCUUUUCCUUAAGUCACUAAAAUCUACAGUUUAGUUUUACAAAAGGUAUGAUGUACAAAACAGAAAAAUGAUAGUGACCACAUAUCUACUAAUGGGAUUGAAAUGUACAAUCCUAAAAGCUUACUU
Saimiri boliviensis boliviensis (Bolivian squirrel monkey) is the source of this 4841-nucleotide messenger RNA. It is a transcript of the gene ARHGEF38, whose product is annotated as Rho guanine nucleotide exchange factor 38. Gene Ontology annotation, molecular function: protein binding; guanyl-nucleotide exchange factor activity. Lineage: Eukaryota; Metazoa; Chordata; Mammalia; Primates; Cebidae. Gene Ontology annotation, cellular component: cytoplasm. The record is from RefSeq and is a predicted model, not a curated record.